ACCGCGCACCCGCAGUCCGCGACUCUGUAUGGAUUUCCGGUGUAAAGCUCCCGUAGCCGCCAAUGCAAGUUCGAGCCGUUCAACCGCUAGGGUUUCUUCACAAACCGGCGUCGUUCAAACUCAGAUACUCUACAAAGAAAAGAACAAAACAGAGAUCCUCCGUCCAAUCUUGCGCUCCCAAACGGGACCUUGAAGGCCAAUCAGUCGCUGUUAUUGGUUUGGGAAAGUCUGGAAGAGCUGCGGCACGACUUGCUCUUGCUAGAGGUGCUUCAGUUGUAGCCAUUGACCAGAAUGAGAACUUGGGUUUGUUGGAGGAAGAUCCACUUUUUAUGAAGCAUAGUAGUUUGAGAACAAUUCUUGGGCACUUUGAUACUGAGCUACUUAAGGAUGCAGACAUUGUGGUUCUUUCUCCUGGAGUUCCAUUGGAAAACCAUGGCAUUUCAUGUUUGUUACAGUCAGGAAAGCUUAUAAUGUCAGAGAUGGAUUUUGCAGCAGAGGUUCUUCCAAAAGGUACCAAAAUUUUAGCAGUGACUGGGACAAAUGGAAAAUCAACAGUUGUCACCUUUGCUGGACAGAUGCUAAAUCACUUAGGAAUUGAGGCUUUUGUUGGAGGAAACCUUGGCAAUCCACUUUCAAACGCUUCUUUCGAUUUUCUCAUGUUGCCUUCUUCGAAAUCAAAGUUUCAGGUUGCCGUGGUGGAGGUUAGCAGUUAUCAGAUGGAAAUUCCUAACAGAUACUUUUGCCCUUCUGUAUCUGUGGUGUUGAACCUCACUCCGGAUCACAUGGAAAGGCAUAAGUCAAUGAGGAACUAUGCUAUGGCCAAAUGCCGUUUAUUUUCUCACAUGACAAAUGCCAAACUUGGCAUACUGUCUUCUGGUAUGUGCUAAUUUAAUUGUUGAAUU
Messenger RNA from Carica papaya (papaya), 902 nucleotides. The record is from RefSeq and is a predicted model, not a curated record. NCBI's taxonomy places the organism in Eukaryota, Viridiplantae, Streptophyta, Magnoliopsida, Brassicales, Caricaceae.